AUGUGAACAUCACUUGGAUAUUCAUUAUGAAUUUCUUUUCGAUCUGUUUAUAUAGAAGUGUAUAAAUCUUUUCUGAUGUAUCCCUUAAUUCUGCUAGUGAUUGGCUGCUUGCUGAAUACAAUCAAGGCUGACAAUCAUCUCAACAAUAUGACUUUUCCCGAUACUUUUAUGUUUGGUUGUGCAACAGCGGCUUAUCAAAUAGAAGGUGGAUGGAAUGCGAAUGGUAAAGGUGAAAGUAUUUGGGAUAGAUUUACGCAUCAAGUACCGUCACCUAUCAAAAAUAACGAUACCGGUGAUGUAGCUUGUGAUUCAUAUCACAAAUAUAAAGAGGAUGUUGCUCUUUUGGUUGAUCUAGGUGUCACCCAUUACAGAUUCUCGAUAUCAUGGUCGAGGAUUUUACCAACAGGCUUGAUAAACGAAAUAAACUUGGACGGAGUAGAUUAUUACCGAGCAUUGAUACACGAACUUAAAGAAAACAACAUUGAACCGUUUGUAACUUUGUUCCAUUACGAUACACCUCAAGGUAUAGAAGAUUUGGGUGGUUGGCGCAACCCUUUCAUAGAAACAUGGUUUUCCGAUUACGCGAGAUUAUGUUUCGAACUAUUCGGGGAUGACGUGAAAUAUUGGAUGACUUUCAACGAAGCUAAACAAACUUGUGUACUUGGUUACGGCACUGGUGUAUACGCACCUGGAGUUAAGUCACCAGGAGUUGCUGAAUAUAUGUGUAUACAUAAUGUUUUAAAAGCUCAUGCUGCUGCCUGGCACGUUUAUAAUGAUGAAUUCAGGACUACGCAGAAAGGUCAAGUUGGAAUCGUCAUCGACUCCAGUUGGUUUCAGCCGGAAAAUGAAUCUCUGCAAGCUGAUAUAGAUGCAUCUGAGACACUUCUUCAAUUUACGUUUGGUAUAUUCGCAACUCCCCUUUAUAUGGGCGAUUAUCCUGAUAUUGUAAAAGAAAACGUGGAAAGACGGAGUCUAGCUCAAGGGUAUCUGAGAUCAAGACUUCCAGAAUUCACGGAAGAAGAAAAAAUCAAAUUAAAAGGUACAGUCGACUUAUUAGGUGUAAACACAUAUACAUCCAGUAUGGUGAGACCACUUGAUGUACCUGAUCCAGAAGGUAAAGGUUUGAAUUCAGACUGUGAAGUUUACCAAUAUCAACCAGAUGAUUGGGAGAAGACCGAUGAUGUUUGGAUGAGGGUGACUCCAUGGGGAUCAGGAGAGCUUGUGAAGUGGAUUGCCAGAACUUACGGAAAUCCUCCAAUGAUUAUAACAGAAAAUGGUAGAUCAGAUACUGGCACAUUAGAUGAUGACGCUAGAAUCACCUUUCUAAUGGAAUAUAUUAGUAGUAUUAAAAAUGCGAUGGAUGAUAAUAAUCUUGACAUAAGAGGAUAUACUGUCUGGAGUUUACUUGAUAACUUUGAAUGGUUAUUUGGAUAUUCAAGCAAAUUUGGACUGUACCAAGUGGAUUUCGACAGCCCUGAUAGAACUAGAACUCCAAAAAAAUCUGUAGAAUAUUACAAGAAGUUGAUUAGAACAAGAUGUAUUGUCGAUAGUUGUGUUAACUGAAUGAUAGAAAUUAUUUUGCAAAUGAAUAUUGAUUAGUAUGGUUUUA
Messenger RNA from Diorhabda carinulata, 1609 nucleotides. Its product is annotated as myrosinase 1-like. The transcript is spliced from 9 exons. The record is from RefSeq and is a predicted model, not a curated record. NCBI's taxonomy places the organism in Eukaryota, Metazoa, Arthropoda, Insecta, Coleoptera, Chrysomelidae. The coding region runs from base 76 to 1563 and encodes 495 amino acids. Gene Ontology annotation, molecular function: beta-glucosidase activity. Gene Ontology annotation, biological process: carbohydrate metabolic process.